Portunus trituberculatus (swimming crab) is the source of this 4258-nucleotide messenger RNA. RefSeq names its product Werner syndrome ATP-dependent helicase homolog. The record is from RefSeq and is a predicted model, not a curated record. Gene Ontology annotation, cellular component: cytoplasm; chromosome; nucleus. The transcript has 19 exons. NCBI's taxonomy places the organism in Eukaryota, Metazoa, Arthropoda, Malacostraca, Decapoda, Portunidae. Gene Ontology annotation, molecular function: ATP binding; 3'-5' DNA helicase activity; nucleic acid binding. Gene Ontology annotation, biological process: DNA replication; double-strand break repair via homologous recombination. The coding region runs from base 160 to 3597 and encodes 1145 amino acids.
CAAAGGUAUGGCUUAUGAGCAUUGAGCAACUCCGCAAUAUCAGACCAUCAAGAUUCAAGAUCAGGAAUGUCAAAGUUAGUUUUGUUGACAUCAGUGGACGAAUUGGCGCCCGUCUCAGGAAUUAAGACUGAUUAAUUGUGUUGUUUGAAAGAAUGCAAGAUGGAUGUACAGGAUGAAGAAAUAUCAGAGGCUACUGAAGCCCUCUUGGAAGAUGCUUGGGAAGAUGAUGAUUUUUUUGAGGGUGUACUUGAAGAAGUUGACAACUCUCUCAACACACACACUCCCUCGGAUGCUGUGCUUGAAGAGGAAGAGGAUGUCCUGCCUGAGGGAGUUCCUCCACCUUCAGAAGAACAUCUUGAAGUCCUGCAGAACUACUUUGGUCAUUCCUGUUUCCGUCCAAUGCAAUGGAAAAUUAUCUAUGCUGUCCUGCAGAAACAAGACAACUGUGUGGUAAUGGCAACAGGCUAUGGGAAGAGUUUGUGUUACCAGUUUCCUGCAGUGUAUCAAAGAGGUGUUGCUGUGGUAGUCUCUCCUUUGAUAUCCCUCAUGGAGGAUCAGGUUAUGGGCCUCGAGGCCUUGAACAUCCCUGCCUGCUUCCUUGGUAGUGGUCAAACAAACAAGAGUGAAGUCUACCAAAAUAUGUUUAAUGGAGUAUAUCGGGUUGUAUAUGUGACUCCAGAAUUUAUAGAUGCAUGCUCAGAUAUACUGGAGAAUCUCAUGAAGAAAGUGGGUAUCAUGUUAUUUGCCAUAGAUGAGGCCCAUUGUCUCAGUCAGUGGGGACACGACUUCCGCUCCUCAUACAGAAAACUUGGAACAAUAAGGAAAAAGUUUCCUACUGUUCCAAUUCUGGCUGUGACAGCAACAGCAACACAGACCGUGCAGAAGGACAUUUGCUCUGUGCUAAAGUUGAGACAUCCUGUGGUUACUGUUACCAGUUUUGACCGACCAAAUCUUUAUCUUGAAGCAAAGCUUAAAAGUAAAAGCGUUCUGGAGGACAUACUGCCACUCAUGGUACGAGAACCUGGAGGAAACUACUCUCCAGAUGGACCAACCAUUAUUUAUUGUCCAACAAAGAAGAUCACAGAAGAAGUGGUUUCUGAAUUAAGAGCGGCUGGGGUGAAGUGUGAAAUGUACCAUGCUGGAAUGAACAAAAGAGAGAGGGAGGCAGCUCAUCAUAAAUUUUCUUUUGAUAAGGUAGACGUAAUAGUGGCUACUGUUGCGUUUGGCAUGGGCAUCAAUAAGCCAGAUGUAAGGCGAGUAAUACACUAUGGAGCUCCUGGCAGCCCUGAGUCUUACUACCAGGAAAUAGGCCGUGCAGGAAGGGAUGGCCUACCAUCAACCUGCACAGUGUUUUAUGGUUCUGGGGAUGACCGUCUUCAUAGAUAUUUCAUCAGUACCUUGAACUCAGAAGAGUUUCGAGAGCAUCAGUAUGCCAUGUUGAGGAAAAUGUCCAAGUUCCUGAACCAGACCACUUGUCGAAGGAUAGCAAUCUUAUCUCACUUCACAUCAAAGGUUGAUAAAACUUCACCAAAGAAAGACUGCUGUGAUAACUGUACAAAGAAUUUACUUGGAGAUACUUCAAAUAAAAAGUCAUCAUGGUUAUCUGCAGUUCUUGAUAAGGAGGAUAAAUAUGAUUUCACUUCAGAUGCAAAGAAGAUUUUUGAAACAGUAAAGAGGGGUCUUAGUUGUGGAUCUACAUCUCUUAUCUACAUUCUUCGAGGUUCCAAGUGCCAGCGAGUGAAACCACAUUGGAUGAAGAUGCCCACAUAUGGAGCUGGGAAAGACAAAAAUGAAGCUUUUUGGAAGGAGCUUAUUCAGAUGUUGGUGCAUAAUGAAUGGCUCACAGAGAGUCUAGUUUCUUGUGGGCAGAGCUGGGGCCGGGGCAGAGGCAGAGGCAAAGCUGACUUCAUGUCUUACAGUGCCAUUGGAUUGGGUGAGAGAGCAUAUCAUGCUCUUAAGGAUCCUAAUGUCAAAGUACGUUUAGCACCAUCAGCCAUCAUGAUGGAGCAACUAAAGUGUGUGGUGAAGAGGAGUGACCUGAAUCAUGGUGCAGCCUCCACCACCACUACUACUACCUCUGUCCGACAAACAUUCAAUCCAAGGGACUUCUUAUUCACACCAAGUAGGGAGAGAGAAAGAUCCACUUCAAAACAAAACUCAGCAAGUUCUAAGCUUCUGCAAGUUCCUGGCAUUGCCACUGCUUUGGGGUCUGUCAGGACUGAUGUGGUGCAGGCCCACCAAAGUAAGGAGCUGAAUAAGGAUGAAUCUCAUGAAAAUGAGGAAGAUCAAGAAAAGCAAAAAUUGAUGAUGGAGUUGUACAAGUCUCUCUUGGAGCUGAGAAACUCUCUUGCUGAUGAAAUUAACUUCAUGCCUUACCUGGUCGCCACAAACAAGACCAUGCUUCUGCUCACCCAGGAGAGGCCCACCACACUCUCCGGCCUUCGGAAAAUUGAGGGGAUGAGUGAAGCUAAAAUUGCAAAAUUUGGUCGUUACUUCAUUAGCCACAUUCACUCCUUCUGCCAAGAAAACAAUUUAAGCUGCCAGGAUUAUGAAGUUAAGGGUGGUGAAGGAAGCCAGCCUGACGAUCAGGAUUGGAGCUUUCAGAAGACAUCAUUUGGAUGGCGUUUUAAAAGGAAUUCUGCAAGUUCAACAUCCAUACCCACUUCCUCUGGGUGGUUAUCUAAAGCAAAACCACAAGUGGACUCCUGUAAUGUAAAGCAUCCAGUGUCUUCACAUUCAUCAGUCAGUGCAGUAAAUCCAGCUGAGGGAAAUGUUAGAAAUACAUUAAACUCAUCAGGAAUAGAAAAAGAUACAGAAACUUCAUCUGUGUCUGGAAAUUACCUUGAGAAUAAGAACAGAAAGGAAAGUGAGAAGAAUUUGGUUGAAAAUAAAGCUAAUGUGAAGUACACUAUCCCAAAAUUAAGUGAAGCCAUUUCUACUAAUGACGAAGACUUUUUUGAUGACCUUAAUGAUGUAGAUCCAGUCUCUUCCCAUUCAUCACACAGUGCAGUAACUCCAGCUGUUAAAACAAGAGACUUUAGUGAGGGAAAUAUUAAAAAUACAUUAAACUCACCAAGAAUGGAAGAAGAUACAGAAAUUGCAUCUGUGUCUGGUUAUCUUGAAAAUAAGAACAGAAAGGAAAGUGAGAAAAAUGUGGGUGGAAGUAAAGAUAAUGAGAAGUACACUAUACCAAAAUUAAGCAAAGCCAUUUCUACUAACGAUGAAGACUUUUUUGAUGACCUUAAUGAUGUAGAUUUUUCAGAAGAACUUGAUGCAGAAGAUAGCUGUAGUGAAAGAAGAAUUUCUCAGGAAGCAGAGAAGAUACAGCCACCAUAUCCAUCUAGUUUUUCAGGCACAACACAGAAAAGCUCAACACUUACUCAUUCACAGGAAUUGAGCAAAAGGUCCACAGAGAAGAGAGGGAUACAAUUUUGUAAUGAUGAUGAUUCACAGUCAAAGAAAGAUAAGCAAGAAUACUCAGAUGCAAAGUAUGAAAACAUUCUCUUGAAUAGAAAGAGAGAAUUAAAAGGAAGUCAAUGGAUUGAUGCAAGGAAAAUGAAAAAGAAAGUAAAGUCAAAUAUGUUUUUCAAAGCCUAAUAAAGCAUUACAUUAUUUUCUUAAAAGAAUGAUUGUUUCCUAAUUUUUUACCAUUAUGAGUUUUCUGUGUUGUAUAUCUCAUUCUGUAUGAAACAGUACAGGAAUAUUUUUCCACUAAGAUUUAGACUAUGUUUUAUUCUCUUCAGGAACAUUUUUAUUGUGAUUUAGAUUAUUUUUUUAUUCAGUGUUUGUCACUUCAGGAACAUUUUUAUUGUCUAUUUAUACUUGUAAUGUACAAACUGAAAAUUUCACCUUGUAAGAAAAUUGAGCUUUAAAUAAUAAGAUAAUUACCAUAUGAAAUACUUUAAGCAACCCAUUUAAAAGUCUUUAAAUUUGAAAUUAUUUAUAUGGAUAAUGUAUUAGUGUUGUACAGUGCUGUAUCUGAUUAUGUUAAAUAAUUGAAAGAAAAAGUUCUGUGGAAGUCACUGAUGACAAGAAAAGAAGGGAAGUGUGUGAUUGAGUGUAAGGAAUGUGGGCUAAGGCACCCUGUUACCUGCAGUGCUUGGAGUGCAUGAUGCAAAUAUAUGAAAGAUCUUGGAAGUAAAGAGAAAAGAGUAUAAAAUAGUUAGUAUGGUUGCUAUGGAUUUAGAUGUGAGUUACAGAGUGGCACAAUAAUGUGAAUGUAAUAUAAUGUAAUAAAGUAACAGAGCAACAUUUAUUA